CUUUUUAGAUUUUAUUACUAAAUAAUAAUAUUUUAAUUUCAUCUUGUUCCUUUGCAAAGUUUGAGUUCUUCCAUCUCCUUUUAACCUAGCUAAUUUGCAACGGCAACAGAAUCCAAGCGCGCCACCACCGUAAUUCAAGCACGCCGCCGAUUGAAUGUGCAGCAGCGUCUAAGUUACAAGAAGAGCGGCUGAAUUUGUGUAGGUUUUAUCAGAGAUAUGGGUGAAAUUUGGUGGUCACUUAUAGGAGCAGCAAUCCCUGUAGUUAUUGCAGGACAAGCUUUUCGAGUGAAGAAAAAGAAUGCGGAAGAGCAGAAGUUGAAGAGUGUAAGAGGAAGAGAAAGGAGUUCUGAUGAAAUUUUUGUCUGUGAAAGGGUCUGCACCUCAAAGAGGAUGUUGAAAAAGGUUGGCUCUUUCUCAAAAGAUCCCAUUCCUGAUACUUGUGUGACUGUUUGCGGCGUAUCCGAUCUUGAUGCAUGUGCUGAUGCUUGUGCUCGCACUGUCUGUGUAAACCAACAUCAAGUACCUAAUUGGAAUGACAUAUGCCUGAGGAGAUGCCAGAGUGAAUGUCUUAAACUUUCUUCUCAAUCCUCUUAGCAGGUUAGUUGCAGUUAGGCAAUGAAAUAUGUACUUUAUGUAUUGAGUUUUGUUAUAGUUGUCAAUGAUUCGGCUCAUCACGCCAACUCCUGAAUCCAAAUUUAUUAUAAAUUCUAUUGAAAUGCAUCUUUUGUUUCUUGAA
This is a messenger RNA of Vicia villosa (hairy vetch), 736 nucleotides long. RefSeq lists its product as uncharacterized. NCBI's taxonomy places the organism in Eukaryota, Viridiplantae, Streptophyta, Magnoliopsida, Fabales, Fabaceae. The transcript has 2 exons. The record is from RefSeq and is a predicted model, not a curated record. Bases 217 to 594 code for a protein of 125 amino acids.